CCAACUUCACUAAGUAUUUAUGAGAGAAAUCCCAGAAGACCCGGUUGUGACUCACGUUCUCAGCUAGUUCUCGAACAGAGGAGAAUCGAAUGGAAGGAGUGGUGUGAUCUGGAAAGGAUUUGUAGGACUGAGGAUCAAAAUGGUUUGAAAAUUCUCAUCGGAGCUUUAGGUUCCAUCGCGAGUCUGGCAGCAGUCGUGUUCAUCACUCUCGGAUAUCAACGUGCAAAUCGUUGUCUAUAGAUGCUUUUUGUUGCAAUUGAUCCUGAAUUGGAGCGUCAGUGUAUAUAGUUCAGAUUUUCUUUUUGAUUAGAUAGCUCACGUGGUUAGAGCAAGAGCUGCCCGACUCUCCAUUUGACUUCAACCUUGGCCCGUAAAUUUUGAAACAAGGUUAGAAUUUCAGCUCUUCUAGAAUGGUAUUACACUGAUGACUACAGCCCCCACAAGGGGCCUUCUUUGCCUUCCACGCCAACAAAUUCUUCUUCGAUUUGAAACGGAGAUACGGAGCUAUACGGCCCAGCCGAGCUGAGCAGGAAUUCAUGCUGAUACAGACUCGUAUGGUUUUAGAUCCUUCUUUUGAGCGGUAGGUCGAAGCGUUUGUUGAAAUACUCGGAGCAAGCGCAUUCUUCCGUCGGACCAUGAGCCCAACGCUAGAAAAAGAUACAACCCCCUUGGCACUCAAUAUCAUGAAAAGCGACAAUCCUGCAGUGCAGAGGGAUGGGAAACUGGAACCUCCGGGACGAACAUUCUCAACCUUCUGCAACGUGUUCGAAGUCCCAUCUGGAAUUCCUUUACCCUGGCGCUACAUCGUAGGGAGCCUGCUAACAGUUAUCUAUCUGGUAGGCGCGAUCCUUCUCUUCAGUUUCUACCUAAUACAACACAACAAGAAUGGAGUGAGUACGGUAAUGGACGACAAGUUCGUGUCGUUGAAGGACUUGAAAGAAGCAGAAAAUGAUGGCUACAUCUGCACUUGUGACUUCCCGCCUGAAAUCCGGAGCGUCGUCAAAGAAGACACAAGGAAUAAGACCUUCAAUCGCUGUUACACUCCAGAAGAAGCGGAGACGGUGAAGGGAGAGUUAAACAUUUUACAGUACAAUUCUGAGUGGAACGACGUUCUAUAUAACGAUAUUAUCUCACAAUUGACGAACAAAAAGUUCAAAAGCCGACUCUUUAACGACGGUCUGCGACCGAGGUGGAAGUCUUACGAACUAAGGGCUCAGGCAAUCAACGAUUCUUCAGAAGCGACAUUUGGAACACACCUGGCCGAUUUGUCCUCAAAACUGGAUGAAACGGGCUAUGUAGGUAAGGUGGGAUAUGCAGAUCUGGAAUAUCUGAGAGGAGACGACUUCCUUACUGUGCCCCCUGGCUUCAUCCAAGCGAGAAUCGAAUACAAUUGCACAAACUGCAGUGCGUGCGAGUCGCUUUGGAAGAAGUACGAUUCUGAUCAGGCACUAAGUAAUUCAAAUGAUUCCUGGGUUUUCUGCGAUGAGUAUUCUUCUCAUGUCCCUGGUCAAGUUGAAGGGUGCUCCGGCUUCUGUCGGUAUUUCCGAACACACGACAGGCCAUGGGGUGUGGAACUGAAUAAGAAGGCUGAUGAACUCAAGACAUAUGUAGAUGAUCCGAAAAAUCCGACGGUGAUCUUCCACCCGCGUCUUCUCUACGCAAAUAUAAGUGAAGUCGAGCACAACGUGAGCUACAAUCUCACUUUCUUGGAGGUGGAUCGAGAAGGGACAACCUGGCUAUUACUUGUUGCGAACUUUGGCAGAAUACCGGAAUGUGGUGAGAACAAGACCAAGUUGGUGGUUUGUUCUGGCAGUUCGAUUUGCGAGAUCGCGCCCACUUACUCCUUUCAGUCUGUCAACUCGGAGGAACUCAAUGCGCAGUGCGAGUUCUACGCCACCGGACCUGACUAUCAGAUUAAUCGAACGAAGUGUGAGGAAAUUGUGAGCGGAGCUGAUUUACGCUUUGUGAUCGAUUCGAAAACCCCAAGCGAAAGCGUGUCUGACAUUCUGUGUCAAGAUUAUAAGUGCCAAGCGGUCAUACCAACACAAGUGGUUUAUGACGGAGAAUGGUUCACUGGAGAAGCUGCGUUAAACAACCUCGUGUCAGAACCUGCAUCCAAAUCUCGUGUCGCGGAGUUCUGCACGAAUAAAUACACUGACGUUCUGGUGGUGUACGAGGACGAGAACGAGGGGAAGGGGUUCGAGGAGCGGAUAUCGAGGAUACAUAAAUUGAACUGCAGUUCCGGCAAUUCCAAGGGCUCCGGCAACUCCAAGCUCUGUUGGCUGACUGUGUGGUACAAGAACAUGACCGACACUUAUCAAGAUCCUUGGAAACAGUACAACUUCAGUGAAGACGAAGAUGAAUCUGGAAAGACCAUGUUUGCCUGCUAUAAAUUCCGAGAAAAAUCAUUUAGAUCAAGGAUGUGGGACUUCUUCGGCAUUGUCAGUGGCAUCAUCGGAUCCUGGCUUCUGAUCCUCAGCUGCAUCUACUGGGGUUUUCUGCGAACUUCUCCAAGGAAGUUGGCGUUCUUGUUUGGGCCUUUGCCGAGCCAAUCUGACGACCCAGCACCAGCUCCAUCUGUCAGCUCGAACAUUUACGAGGGAGAGAAGACCAAAUCAACAUGGGAAUCUAGACUCGACGUCGAAACGAACCGUAGAAUGGCGGACUUUCCAAGCGAACGUAUUGGUCCAUAUACUCUGUAAGUCCGAUUUCACAAGUGAGAGAUAAUCACUUCCGUGGGCGUAUUUUUAAAUUGAGGAUUCUUUUCUUGCACGGUAGGCAUUUGAUUUCCACCUGUGGGUAUUUAGUCAUAACGAAGCAAAGGUCUCGCACUACCAUUCACUUUGUAUAUAGGUCGUCCCUCUUCUCGUAGUUAGGAAUAGCGCUUGAUUGGUUAUUACAGUACAUAGAAUGGGCUCAUCAAGUCGCUUGGAUUUCGCUUGUAUCAUACUAAGAAGACAUGAUCUCUUCUUUUUCCUCUUUGUACAUAGGUUUGGAGGUCGUCCCUCUCCUCGUAGGUAGAAAUAGCGCUUGAUUGGUAAUUACAUUGAAUGGGCUCCAUCAAGUGCUUGGAUUUUGCUUCUAUCAUACUGAGAAGACAUAAUCUCUUCUUUUCCUCCACAUAAUUUUCUCC
Messenger RNA from Marchantia polymorpha subsp. ruderalis, 3133 nucleotides. The record is from the annotation of a GenBank genome assembly. NCBI's taxonomy places the organism in Eukaryota, Viridiplantae, Streptophyta, Marchantiopsida, Marchantiales, Marchantiaceae.